This is a messenger RNA of Aegilops tauschii subsp. strangulata, 1738 nucleotides long. RefSeq names its product protein PAIR1. Gene Ontology annotation, cellular component: nucleus. NCBI's taxonomy places the organism in Eukaryota, Viridiplantae, Streptophyta, Magnoliopsida, Poales, Poaceae. Gene Ontology annotation, biological process: embryo sac development; meiotic DNA double-strand break formation; chromosome organization involved in meiotic cell cycle. The record is from RefSeq and is a predicted model, not a curated record.
UCCGUCCCCUCCCCCCUAUAUCCCCGUCCGCUGCCGCUGAAACGUGCGGGGGUUCGAUUUCGGACCAGGAGCGUCGGCGGGAGGGCCAGCGCGCCCCCUGCUUCCUCCGCGUCGUCGGCGGCGGGGAAUCCGCCCCAGGCGGCGCCGUCGCAGCAGCAGGCCUUCUCGCUCCCGCGCCCGAAGCUGCCGCGGCUCUCGGAGUCGGAGGCCUUCGUCGGCCAGGCCCUCCACCGGCCCACGCCCGCGCGCCACCAGGGAUUUGGCUUGCAUGACGACUCGUCGAAGAGGAUGCCUCCAUUUCCUCCCAGUUCAGCUUCUCGUGCACACGAAGAACCCCAGCAGCAGCAACCGGUGAUCGUACCCAGCAGCACUACCCUGCGCUGGAACCCCUCUCCUACAGACACUAGAUGUCGGGUUAACGAGGACGCUGAGCGCAGGUUUCAGCACCUGUCAGGUUCAGUACACAAGGUGGGGAUGGUAUUGGACUCGGUACAAACUGAUGUUAUUCAGUUAAACCGAACCAUGAAGGACGCAUCGCUAAAAUCUGGUGUUGUGCAGCAAAAGUUUGAUCUCCUAGAGGAUACACUUCAGAAAAUUAUUAAAGGACAAAAUGAUCUGAAAGUACUUGCUGAAAACAGCACGAAAAGCAACCUGGAUCAGCUGAAUGUAAUCAACUCUCGCACCAGCAAAUUGAAUGAGAUGUCUUUGGUCGUUUCAGUCUGCCCAAAACAAGUGCAAGCAGAUUUAAGGGAGCUGCAUGGUGACAUCUUCAGGGUUCUUACAAAGGACAUGGAGGGGGUUGUUAGAGAUAUCAGGUCUCUGAGUACUAAGCCUGCUGUAAUGCCAAUGCUGCCAGACCAUGUGGUAGCAAAAGGAAGUCCCCUGAUGAACAAGAUGUCUGUAGCAAACGAAAGGCCUACAAUGAACCAGACACCAGUAGCAAAAGGAAGUCCCCUGAUGAACAAGAUGUCUGUAGCAAAUGAAAGGCCUACAAUGAACCAGACACCAGUAGCAAAUGGACGGCCCCUGAUGAACCAAACACCAGUGGCAAAUGGAAGCCCCAUGAUCAUCAACCAGGCUCGAGUAGGAAAUGGAAGGUCCCAGCUGAAACAAACACCAGUUACAGAUGCAAUGCCCCAGAGGGAUCUAACACCAGAGAUAAAUGGAAGGCCCCAGAAGGACUGAAUACCAUUAGCAGAUGGAUGUCCCCAUAUGGAACAAAUAACACCAACAAAACCCCUUCCUGCAUGUUCCACUUAUACUACAAGGGCGCCAGUUCUGAAGCCAAAGGUAGAACAGGGUAAGAUAAAAGCAGCUCACAUGGUUGGUACAAGCUACAGGCUAGCACCUUCACAGAAAGAGGAGUUGAAUGAAAAGGUCAAUCCCCAAGAGCCAACUAAGAAGGAAGCAAUUAUAAUAAUCAUCGAUUCAGAUAAUGGCAGUAAAGGGUGCACUCCCCGGAUGAUUCUGAACAUGGAACCAGAUGGGCAUGUAUGGCGUACCAUGAUGAUCUUCCCUUCGUUUUCUGGCCUCUACGCGAGCUCAAUCGCUUGCACUAUGUUGGCUCCUGAUGAUAGCCCCACCAGCAAAAAUUCGACAGGUUCAGCAACGGUCCAAUGAAAUCGAUCCAGUUUCACAUGGGCCAGGUUUAGCAUCAGGAGUCUGUUCUUCAUCUUAAUUCUUCCCAAACAUACAUUUUCUUUUGGUAAGGGAGCGGUAAAUUUAUUUUUGCAACUUA